This is a messenger RNA of Dreissena polymorpha, 2401 nucleotides long. RefSeq lists its product as uncharacterized. Lineage: Eukaryota; Metazoa; Mollusca; Bivalvia; Myida; Dreissenidae. The record is from RefSeq and is a predicted model, not a curated record. Bases 264 to 1829 code for a protein of 521 amino acids. Gene Ontology annotation, molecular function: DNA binding. The transcript is spliced from 3 exons. Gene Ontology annotation, biological process: DNA integration; DNA recombination.
UUUUAUGCUUUCCGGUGGUUUAUAGAGAAAUAUCAGUGAAAUAAAAGUGGUAUUUCACUGUUUCAAACAGUGAAACAUAACAGUGAAAAAUAUCGUUAUUUUUCACUGUUUCAGUUAGAUACUGGAACUACUUCCCCAAUAACCCCAUGGUGAGCCUCAAUUGCAAUUUUCAUUCAAGGGAGACUAGUCUACUUGAACCUGAAACACACAUUUACCUCCCUUAAACAUAAUUAUUUCGUCUGCUGCUUAACUCUUUAACAACAAUGGAUGAAUUGGAAAACAAUGAAAUAAAUCUUCUUUUCUCAAGUAUCUUUGACUUUGAUGACUUUUUUAAUGAAAUGAAUGAACAAGAUGAUGACAGCGCUUCAAAAUCACAAGAAAUAACAUCAGCAGCACCAACAGCAGGAGCAGCAACAUCAGCCCCACAUCCACUGGUAACAGCAUCAACACAGGAAGAAAAAGAACAAAACCCAACAUCAACACCAACAAGGAAUUUCAGAUCUGUAAGUGUGGAUAGCUUUCUGCUUGAAAACGAAAAUUUAAAUACAAAAAAGAAAACCGACAAUGACAUCAGACUUUUCAAAACUUUCCUAAAAAGUCACAAAAAUGAGGCAAGAAAUAUUGAAACUAUACCUCCUCAUGAAUUGAACCCUCUGGUCUGCGAGUUUUUGUUGGGUGUGACUAAAAAAGAUGGAUCAGAGUAUGAACCCACAUCUUUGAGGGCAUUUUUAAGCUCAAUCGACAGGCAUUUAAGGCACAUGAACUACAAGCACUCUUUGAUAAAUGACCCUGAAUUUGCCAAAGUGAGGGAAGUAUUAAAAAGUAAACAAAAAGCUCUGAAAAAAGAAGGUUAUGGAAAUAAACCGCAUCAAGCCCAGGCAUUAACAAAUGAACAUAUUGAAGCUAUGUACGCAGCUAAAACUCUGGGAGAAUCAAGCCCAAGAGCUCUAUUACACUCACUGUGGCUUAUAUGUACAACCCAUUUUGGGAUGAGAACCGGCAAGGAAAUUCACACCCUAUGCUGGGGUGAAGUCAGCCUUGGAAUCGAUUUUGAAACUGGUGAAGAAUUCAUCACCUUCGACACUGAGCGUCAGACAAAAACCCGUACUGGUGAAAAUCCUAGGGAUAUAAGGAAAGUCAAGCCACGGGCAUAUGCAGUUCCCGAACAACCUGACAGAGAUCCGGUGCAUCUCUACAAGCUAUAUGCCAACAAACGCCCUGUUGACAUGAUGACAGAAGACAGCCCCUUCUUCUUAACUCCUGGCAACAAGACACAGCAAUGCUGGUUCAGGAAGUCUGCCAUGGGAAUAAACAAGCUAUACAGCAUAAUGACCGAGAUGAAAACAGAUGCUGGUAUUCAAGAGCCAAGAAUCACCCCAUACAGUGCAAGAAAGCACUUGAUUCAGAAGCUGAAUGACGAGAAUGUUCCUGCUCAUCAAAUAAUACAGAUUUCAGGGCACAGAAAUAUUAACAGCUUAAAUAAUUACAGCAGUUUGAACAAGGAACAGUCAAAAAAUAUUUCAAAAAUACUUUCUCAUUCAAACCAGUCAGUUGAAAAGCACAACCGCACAGCCACUGCCACUGCGUCAGCCACACCUGCAUCAAGUGAUUUUCCGAUGGCCCGAGGAUUUUUUGUCAACUCACAUUUCCAGGGCAAUGUAACAUUUAAUUUUCACAACUCUGAAUCUUACAUGGGCCUUUCCCAGACACAGAACGUAGUCAAUCACCAGAGGCAAUCUCCAUCCCGUACACCGGCGGUAACCGCAGAUUCCCCUGUACAGCGACACUACAAGCGAAUCCGUCUUAUUGCAGAGAGUGACAGUGAUUGAUAUCGAAACCAUUAAGCACAAAAACACUGUUGAAAUAUGUUUGCGUUCCUAGUUUAAUCCAGUUAUGUGUUAUUAAUCCAGCAAGUCGUAAAAGUGUUGUUCAACAUGGCGAGCACUUUCGUAACUUUGAGAUCAGUUGAAUACACAAAUUACUACGCCAGUAUAUGCAAUACUAUUAAUUUCAUAAUAAUUUAAAUUAAACUAUUGUUUGUAAUAAUAUUGAAUGUAUAAAGUAUGAAAAAGAUAUAUGUUGAAUAAAACAUUGAUUUUAAUAGUAAUACACUUUUUACAGAUGUGAACUAUUUUCUUGUGUAGUAAGUUCUGUGUGCGUUCUAAAAAUUGAGGCACCCCACGGGGAAACUUAAUGAGGCAAAUUCGGAAAAUUAACAAAACUACAAAAAUAAGCAUAAAAUAAAAAGAAAAUUUGUUGGUUUCGGUAGCAUAUCGAAUUUAAUUCACUCGUGAUCAUAGAAAAAAAUAUUUUCACUCGUGGCUACGCCACUCGUGAAAAUAUAAAUUUCUAUGAUCACUCGUGAAUUAAAUUCGAUAUGCUACCGAAACCAACAAAUAUC